AUGACCUACAGCCAAGUUAACCAUAAUAUAUGUAUAGUCGGAUCAGCUCUCAAGAGACUAUUGCCAAACAGAUCCAUUAUUGGAAUAUCAUCAGAGACUUGCCCAGAAUGGUAUUACUUUGACUAUGGAUCACUUCUUUAUGGAAUGAUCACUAUUCCAUUCCAUCAUCAACAUGAUGCAACAUGUAUGGUUGUAUCCAGUACGAUGUUCCCAUCUCUAGUUAGAUUGAUCAACCAUGGAGAUUAUAACUAUAUCAAACUUAUUGUAUUCUUGGGCGAUGAUCUCGAUCAGACACUUCGUCAAUCAUUACCAGACUCUAUCACUUUCAAGACAUUCGAUCAACUAUUCAAUGAAAGUGAGUCACAAGGUAUCCUGCCACAUGGUAAAGAUAAAUUCGUUGGUGAUGAGAUAGUAACUUUAUUCUUUACUAGUGGAUCAACAGGACCACCCAAGGGCAUUAUUUACACCGAGAGAGUGUUGUAUCAUGGUGUAAAGUUGUUUACCAACACAUACAAACACCAGACUAUAUAUAGUUAUGCUACUCAAGCUCAUAUUCAGAGGAGACUAGAUAUCAAGACCCUGUACACAGGUGGUCAAAUUGGAAUCAAUUCCAAUCUAAACAACCUCAUCGAAGAUCUCAAACUUCUACGUCCAUCAGAGUUUGUUGCCGUUCCAAGAGUUUGGCACAUUAUCUACUCUUCACACUUGGACACUAUUCAUAGAUUGAGAUUGGAACAUCCUGAAUGGACAGAGGACCAGGUGGAGACGGAGGCAAUCAAUCUGAUCAGACCAAUAUUCCAACCAACGAAUAAUAGUUUGAGAAUUGGUGCUGCACCUGUAUCUCAGUCUAUUAUAGACUUUAUGCAGAAGUGUUGGGGUGACAAUGCCACAGAGAUCUAUGGCAAUAUGGAGACGUUCAACAUCACAGUCAACUAUAGGGUGACAGACAACAUUCAAUACCGUCUUGAACCUGUGCCAAGUAUGAGUCAAGAACCAAAUGUUGGUGAACUCUGGGUCAAGACACCAUUCCAAUAUCCAGGAUACUACAAGAAUCCAGAGGCUUCCAAGGCAUUUGCUGAUGGAUGGUAUCGUACAGGUGAUCUCUUCAAAGAAAUUGAGCCUGGUUACCUCAAGAUUGUCGAUCGUAUCAAGAAUACCUUCAAGUUGAGCAAUGGUGAAUUCGUCCAUCCGGAAAAGAUUGAGACAUAUUAUAACUUGUCACCAUUGAUCCAACAUAUAUUGGUAUAUGGAUCAUUUGGUAAACCAUUCCUUGUUGCCAUUGUUGUUCCAAAAAAGAAUGUGUUGCAACAUUGUGGCCUGACCAGUGACGAUCACUCCAUGGAUGAUCUCAACAAGAACCAUAAACUCAAGAGUCUCAUCCAUAAUGAGAUAUCCAGGUUAUCCAAAGAGAAGAAUGUACCAACUUAUGAGAUACCAAAGAUGAUAAUGUUGGACAACACAACUUGGCGUGAUCAGAAUCAAUUGAUAACUGCAUCUGGAAAGAUGGCCAGACCUGUUUUGUGUCAAUAUUACAAAGCACCAAUUGAUCAUAUGUUGCAGACUUUGGAGACUUUGAACAAUUCAUUGUUCACACAACAAGGUGACUUGGAGUCCAUCGUAGAGAGCUAUAUCAAGGGUGUGCUAGGCAUUGAUACAAGCUCAAACAAUGUCAACAUGUCAGACAUCAACUCAAUCUCAUUCACAGACAUUGGCGGAGACUCGAUUGGUGCCGCCAAGUUGUCAUCCAUACUCAAGGACAAGCAGGGCAUCAAUAUCUCGGCUCAGUUCAUCUUGAGCAAGGAUCAUAGUAUUGGCCAUAUACUUGAUAUCAUCAAGGGCAAUGUCACUGCCAUGUCCAAGAAGAGAGAUUGGGAUGCAGAGUUCAAGCUGGACCAGUCGAUCGAUCCCAUGGGCAAGCCAGUCAAGCCAAUCAAGUCGACUGGCAACAAUGUAUUCUUGACGGGCGCCACUGGAUUCCUGGGAUCGCACCUUCUUCAUGAUCUUCUCGCUGGACGCAACAAGGCAAUGGUGGGCAAGGUGUAUUGCUUGGUCAGGAAUGUUGGCAGCAGGGCACAGGCACGCGAAAAGUUGGUCCAACAUCUCACAUCAAAAUAUCAGUUGGAGGUUGGUCCGAACGAGGCCGAGCGCAUCAUCCCGGUCAUUGGCGAUCUGAGCCAGAAGAGAUUCGGAUUGAGCGAGCAACAGUUCAUUGACAUUGCCAACGAUGUCCAUUUGAUCAUGCAUAAUGGCGCGCUGGUCCAUCUGAUGAACCCGUAUCCAAACAUGAAGGAUGCCAAUGUCGGUGGCACUGAGGAGGCGCUCAGACUGGCGUGUGUCGGUGAUCAGGUGGUCAGAGUGGCGCACGUCUCGACCAUUGGAACAUUUGGACAUUUGACCAAGGACACUGAUGACUCGACCGUUCCACCCGUCUCCAACCUGGACGAUCACACACUGGGUGGCUAUGGUCAGACCAAGUUGGUGGCCGAGCAGUUGGUCAAUGAGGCCAAGUCAAGGGGUCUCCCUACAAUGGUGUUCAGACCCGGUGUGAUCUAUGCUCAUUCCAAGUCUGGCAUUGACAAUGACAAUGAUAUGAUCAGGAUAUUGAUGCGUGGAAUCAUGCAACUCAAGUGUUAUCCAACUGAUGCAUCAUGCUCGUCCACUGGCGAGCUGAUCAAUCUGUCAUGCGUGGACUGGGUGUCAGACUCAAUCGUGUCAUUGUCAUUAUACUCGUUGUUCUACAAUGCCAAGCAUAGGCCACCAACCUACCACAUGACCAAUGACAAACAGGUCACGAUAUGGGAGGUGUGCCAGGCCAUCAACAAAGUGGUGCCACUCGAACAGGUCACUCUGGAGGAGUUCAAGAGGAGACUAGAGACGCAGCCCAACAAUGUCAUGUAUCCAGUGUACACUGCCUUUGGAAAUGACUUGCCAUUCCUCUCCAGUCACAGAUUCCUCAAUCCAUCAACAUGUAAUGACCUUGCCACAAUAGGACUACAGCCAGCACCAGAAGUUGAUGAACCAAUGCUCAUCAAGAACAUCAAAUACCUUCAACAAACAACUAUCUAA
Messenger RNA from Acytostelium subglobosum LB1, 3066 nucleotides. RefSeq lists its product as hypothetical. Gene Ontology annotation, molecular function: long-chain fatty acid-CoA ligase activity. Gene Ontology annotation, cellular component: endoplasmic reticulum; membrane. Gene Ontology annotation, biological process: long-chain fatty acid metabolic process. The coding region runs from base 1 to 3066 and encodes 1021 amino acids. The transcript is spliced from 7 exons. The record is from RefSeq and is a predicted model, not a curated record. Lineage: Eukaryota; Evosea; Eumycetozoa; Acytosteliales; Acytosteliaceae.